Messenger RNA from Lottia gigantea (owl limpet), 738 nucleotides. RefSeq lists its product as hypothetical. Lineage: Eukaryota; Metazoa; Mollusca; Gastropoda; Lottiidae. Gene Ontology annotation, molecular function: transmitter-gated monoatomic ion channel activity involved in regulation of postsynaptic membrane potential; glutamate-gated receptor activity. The annotation marks the transcript as partial. The transcript is spliced from 4 exons. The record is from RefSeq and is a predicted model, not a curated record. Gene Ontology annotation, biological process: synaptic transmission, glutamatergic; monoatomic ion transport; modulation of chemical synaptic transmission. Gene Ontology annotation, cellular component: postsynaptic membrane; plasma membrane.
GAAACAAUAUGGGAUGGAUUCUGUAUUGAUAUUUUAAAAGAGAUGGCAGCGAAAUUUAAUUUUAAAUAUGUUAUUAAAGAAUCGGAUGAUAAAUUAUGGGGUGCUCCAGAAGAUGAUGGUCGAUGGAAUGGUAUUGUAGGGGAAGUUGUAAGAGGGAAUAAUGCUUUUGGUGUUGGUCCAUUUACCAUAACAUCUAUACGAGAGACUGUGAUCGACUUUACCAAACCGUAUACAGAGGAAGGUAUUGGGAUCCUGACUAGACGACCCGAUAAUGAAUCUACCAAGAUGUUUAAAAUGUUCACACCGUUUGCUCCCGUGGUAUGGAGUUGUAUCGUUAUAGGGGUAGCUGUGGUUGGGGUGUUAUUGUACCUAGUCAACAGAGCCUCACCCUAUUCAGACCAUAAAUUAUACCCAGAGACUCCCAGAAUGACGUUAAAAGAAAGUCUUUGGGUCGUGUAUGGUUCUUAUAUGGAACAAGGUGGAGAACCUCAUCCAAGGAGUAUAUCAGGGAGGCUAAUCCUAGGAUUCUGGUGGUUAUUUACCAUUCUUAUGGCCUCAACAUAUACAGCUAACCUUGCUGCCUUUCUUACCGUCACCAUUGCAGAGAAACCUAUCAAUAGUUUAACAGAAUUAUCACAACAAGAUGGAAUUAAACCAUUAGCGAAAUAUGGUUCCAAUUUAUACACCUUGUUUAAGGUCAGUACUAAAUUUGUACUCAUUAAAAUGCCUGUCUUCUAG